Pomacea canaliculata is the source of this 750-nucleotide messenger RNA. RefSeq lists its product as uncharacterized. The coding region runs from base 90 to 590 and encodes 166 amino acids. The transcript is spliced from 6 exons. Gene Ontology annotation, molecular function: calcium ion binding. Lineage: Eukaryota; Metazoa; Mollusca; Gastropoda; Architaenioglossa; Ampullariidae. The record is from RefSeq and is a predicted model, not a curated record.
UCUUCAAUAGAAUAAUAUGUCAGAGCACAUUUGAAGUACAACGGCUCCCCGCCAUAUUGUUGUCCAGGCCGCGUGCUCAGCUCUCCGCAAUGGUUUCUUUCGUGGCUUUCCUCUCCCUGUUGUGUGUGGCCUCGGCCCAGCUGCACGGUGUCUGUCACUCCAAUGUGCAGAUGCGAAAAGAGGAUGAAGUUAUUUCCUCGGUCAUUCACAUCGUGGAUCGCAAUAAUAAUAACAUCAUCACAGCCGGAGAACUGGUCGUGGGCAUCGGUGAGAUCCUUCAAUAUCACUUCCACACCCCGACAACACAGCUGGUCGACAUGACCGCCAUCGAGCUGAUCGCAGUUGCUGCCGAAUACGACAUCAUCAUCGACAGGGAGCACUUCGUGCAGAUGUGGCACGAGAGGUUCGGCGAUGCCUUGCCCUUCGUCAGGGCAACCUUCGAUGCCUACGACGAGAACAAAGACGGAAAACUCAGCGUGCUGGAGAUCGAGAACAUUCGACUUCAUGCUCUGGACAAAGCAGAUAAUGGGGACGGCAUUCUUACCGACCAGGAAUUUCGCAGUUAUCUGAAAUUUAUCUACACCUGCUGAUUAUUGGGAAAAGCUGAAAACUUCAUUCAGUGUGUUGACAGUCAAAGCGCCGCCAUAUUUCUUCUUGCAAAUACAUUGCACUUACAUUAAUAAAUCCAGAAAACACAUGUUCUAAAAAUGUACAAUAUAACAAUAUAAACAAUAAAUUUUUCAAAAAAAG